Molecule: messenger RNA, 916 nt
Organism: Phragmites australis (common reed)
Lineage: Eukaryota; Viridiplantae; Streptophyta; Magnoliopsida; Poales; Poaceae
Product: protein PELPK1-like
Exons: 1
Coding region: 105-590 (161 amino acids)
Source: RefSeq, a predicted model, not a curated record
CCCGCGAAGACCCAUGUCUUUGCAUCACUAAGAAGUAGCUCUAGUUUCUAGCUAAUCCGAUCUUAAGCACUCUUGCUUAACCAGUGAGCACGUCAAGAUCAGCCAUGGCCUCAACAUCAUCAGCUCUCUUCGCCACGGCGCUCGUCAUGGCGCUCAUGCUCGCCGGCAGCAGCACGUGCCAUGCCGGGCGCCAUCUCGCCGACACGACUCCGGCUGCUGCUCCCGCGGCCGUCCCUGGCAUUCCUUCCGUGCCGAAGCCGCCUGUGCCUACCGUGCCCGCUGUCCCCCUGCCCCCGAUGCCCGCCGUCCCAACGGUGCCUGCGGUGGGCGCCGUGCCAACGAUUCCUGCGGUACCGAAGGUCCCCGCGGUCACCUUGCCGCCGAUGCCGGCAGUGCCCAUCGUGCCGAACACCGCUCUGCCCCCCAUGCCGGCCGUUCCCGCCGUGCCAAAGGUGACGCUGCCGCCGAUGCCCACCGUGCCUAAGGUUACCUUGCCGCCGAUGCCCGCCGUGCCCAAGGUGACACUGCCGCCGAUGCCUUACAUCCCGAGCGUGCCGAUGCCGUUCUUGGCGCCGCCUCCUUCAGCGUAAUCAAGAAUGCGCGCAGGAGUGUGUGUCGUUUGCGAGGCCUGAUUGUUGGGUCAUGUUGCCCGUUCGCUGAGCCUGCAGUCUUUGCAUGAGCAGAUCUGGUUGUUGGAGUGCCUUUUUUUCCUUUAAUUUCCCUUUUGAUGUAUCUGUUUCGAUAUACGGUGUGUAUUAGUUGGAGAUAUUUGGAGUUUUGUCAUUCAAUCUGGUCACUGUUUCUUUGUGUAUGCAUGUACAGAGUUUUGUCAUUCAAUCUGGUCACUGUUUCUUUGUGUACGCAUGUACAGAGUGCUCAGCUAUAUAUAUAUAUAUCUCGUGGUGUUGUAUAUGAA